Molecule: messenger RNA, 4092 nt
Organism: Sceloporus undulatus (fence lizard)
Lineage: Eukaryota; Metazoa; Chordata; Lepidosauria; Squamata; Phrynosomatidae
Gene: SMC6
Product: structural maintenance of chromosomes 6
Exons: 28
Coding region: 349-3642 (1097 amino acids)
Biological process (GO): double-strand break repair via homologous recombination
Cellular component (GO): Smc5-Smc6 complex; site of double-strand break; nucleus
Molecular function (GO): damaged DNA binding; single-stranded DNA binding
Source: RefSeq, a predicted model, not a curated record
UGGUGAGUGAGUGUUGUUCUGUGGCUUGUUAUUGGCGGGCGCCGAGGUUUUGGUUUCUGUUGCUGCCUGGGCUGGCGCGAGGAGGAGGAGGAGGCUCCACUAGCGCCUGGAGCUCGCGCUGACCCUUUGCAGAUUGUCUCAUCAUAGGGUUUUCAUUGUAAAGACAUUGAAAUGAGGCUUACUGCGACUCCUCCUGCAGAGUAUUAACAAGCGUUAGCAGCGCUACCGUUGCCUCUGAGAGAUUCUCCACCGGUGUCACAACUGCUGCUGCCCAGUAGCUGUUUGGCAUGUUUUGGUCCUUCAACAAAAGCCUUGAUGCUUAUUUUUUGAUCUGAUUCAUUAGUAGUUAUGGCAAAAAGGAAAGAAGGAAGCUUUUCAACACCAGCAUCCAGCAAAAGAUCAAGACAAGAAUUUGGAGAGGAUUCUGACGAUGAUCCUAAUGAAGAAGAAUUGUCACAGCUUCAGAGCGAUACCAGUAUUAACUCACAGAUGGCCUCAGGAGACGUUGGAAUAAUUGAAAGUAUCAAACUAAGGAACUUCAUGUGCCAUUCCAUGCUGGGCCCCUUUGAGUUUGGAUCCAAUGUCAAUUUUUUGGUUGGAAACAAUGGAAGUGGGAAAAGCGCUGUGCUCACUGCCCUUAUUGUUGGCCUUGGAGGAAAAGCCAUAAUGACUAAUCGAGGCUCAUCCUUGAAAUGUUUUGUGAAAGAUGGUCAGAGUUCUGCAGAUAUUACAAUCACUCUCCAAAACAGAGGUGAAGAUGCAUUUAAACCAGAACAUUAUGGCAGUUCUAUCAUUGUAAAUCAGCACAUAUCCUCGGAAGGACAUCGGAGUUACAAACUGAAAAGCAGUACAGGUGUCAUGGUUUCUACAAAGAAGGAGGAACUUACUGCAAUCCUGGAUCAUUUCAACAUCCAGGUAGAUAAUCCCGUGUCUGUCCUUACCCAGGAAAUGAGCAAACAAUUCUUGCAGUCUAAAAAUGAAAUUGAUAAAUACAAGUUCUUUAUGAAAGCAACACAGCUGGAACAGAUGAAAGAAGCUUAUUCAUACAUAGUGACAACCAAAUCUAGAACAAGUGAUCAGGUUGAACAAGGAGGGGAGUUUCUUGAAGAACUUAGGAAGAAGUUUUUGGAGAAAGAGGAACGCUAUAGAAGUAUUGCUGCUUUGAGUGAAAUGCAAAAUGAGUUAACGGAGUUACAGAACCAAACGGCUUGGAUAAUGGUAAGAGAUACUGAAGAUGACAUGAAAAAAAUCAGAGAUGAUAUUGAUGGUCAGGAAGCAAGGACUGAGAAGUUUGUUGAGAAAGUGAAAGAAUGGAAGGAUCGUGUAAAUGUAGCAGAAGAAAAACAGAAAACUAUACAAGACAAGCUAGAAAAGAUAACUGAAGAAGCUCAAACUCUGCAACCUAUAUGUACUGCUUUAAAAACAGAUGUGACAGCGAAAAGAAAAGCAUACUAUGAUGCAGAGGCAGCACAUAAUCGAUCUCAAGCUGAACUGAAACGAUUGGUAAAAGACCAUGAACAGCUUGGCCAAAAAAUUGAGGAACUGAAAAAUAGUGCGGAGCAGAUUUCAGAACCUGAAAGGCUGGAAAAACAGAAAAGAAUCGACAACUUGAAAGAACAGCUAAAGACACUUCAUGGUCAAGAUGAAUCAAUUGCUCACCAGAUAAAACAGUUUCAGCAUGCUAUAUGUACAUACAGGGAAGAUUCUGAUAGGCUUAAGAAGGAACAACAUGAACUGAAACGAAGCAUGGAUUUUCAAGUACAACAGCUGAAAGAGUUAAAGGAGAGUAAAACAAACAGACUAAAAAGAUUUGGACACUAUAUGCCAGCUCUUUGUGAAGAAAUUGAACGGGCUCAUCAGCAGGGGCAAUUUACAUCCAAACCAGUAGGACCUUUAGGUGCUUUUAUUCAUUUGAAAGAUGCUGACCUUGCUCUGGCUGUUGAGUCCUGUUUAAAAAGUCUGUCUCUGGCAUUUUGCUGUGAUAAUCAUAAAGAUGAAAGAGUGUUACAGGCAUUGAUGUCCAAGUUCUGCCAGCCUGGUUCUCGUCCUCAAAUUAUUGUUAGUAGAUUUCGGACUAAUGUUUAUGACACAAGGUCAAGGGCUGUUGUUCAUCCUAACUUCCCAUCAGUCCUGACAGCAUUAGACUUCGAUAAUGCAAUAGUAGCCAAUUGUUUGAUUGACAUGAGGGGUAUAGAAACAGUCCUGCUGAUAAAAAAUAAUGCUGAAGCCCGUAGAGUUAUGCAACAAAACAAGCCUCCCAAAAAUUGUAGAGAAGCUUUUACCGGUGAAGGUGAUCAGGUGUUUGAAAGGCGGUACUAUUCAUCUGAAUAUACUCGGCCCAGAUUUCUCAGCCGAGAUGUGGAAGGAGACAUAAGGCACUUGGAGGAAGAACUUGAAAAGAAACGAAUUUAUAUGUCAACAUUAGAACAACAAGUACAUCAUAUUGAGAAAGAUGUGAAAGAGAACAAUCGUCUCCUUACAAAUCAUUAUCAUCAUCAAAAAGACAUACAGGUAAAUAUAAGAAAAAUAAAUUUAGAAAUUAAGGAUCUUGAGAAUGUUGAAGAACAUCAGUCAGUGGUCAUCUCUACCUUGGAGGAAGAAAUAAAAAGUAACAGGCUGAGGAUGGAAGCUGUUAAGGAGACUACAAAUGCCCAGAAGAAGAAAAUGGAGGAACUGAGAUUUGUUCAGCAAGAGGCAGAACAGAAAUUGGUAGCAAUUAAAGAAAAAAUCCUUCAAAUGCAAGAAGAAGCAGUUCCAUUCAAGGAAAGAUCAAAUGAAGCUGAUUGUGAACUGCAACAAUGUAAAAAUAAUUUGAGACAUUAUGAAGACAAAGAGAAAGCACACGUGGAGUCAAUAAAUAAGCGUAAAAAAGAUCUAGCUGCCAAAGAGAAAGAAUUAGAGGAAUUGAUUGCAAAGGCAUCAAAAAUCCAUCCAGAACGAAUAGAAGUAAAUAGAACCUAUAAAAGUCUUGUUACAGAAAUGAAUCGCUUGAAAGAAAAAAUAAAUUCAGAAAGACAGCGUACUGGAGAUAGAGAAGAAAUAAUAAGGCAACUUCAAGAAGCAAAAGAAAAAUAUCAGACUGCAGAAAGGAAAGUCAAAGGUCUGAAGAAAUUCAUUAGAUUAGUGGACGAGGUGAUGGUUGAGAGAUUCAAAGCUUAUGAGAAUUUUAGAAGAUUCCUUACAGUGCGAUGCAAGUGCUACUUUCACUCCCUGCUAAGUCAAAGAUCAUUUUCUGGAAAAAUGAAAUUUGACCACAAGAAUGAAAAACUCUCAAUUACUGUCCAGCCUGGGGAAGCAAACAAGGCUGCUCUAGAUGAUAUGAAAUCUUUAUCUGGAGGUGAACGUUCCUUCUCUACAGUUUGCUUCAUCCUUUCACUCUGGUCCAUUGCAGAAUCUCCUUUCAGAUGCUUGGAUGAAUUUGACGUAUAUAUGGACAUGGUUAACAGGAGAAUUUCAAUGGACAUGCUGCUUCAGAUGGCAAAUUCUCAGAGUCACCGGCAAUUUAUUUUUAUUACCCCACAGAACAUGAGUUCAUUGCCAUCCAGCAAGCUUGUUCGAAUCCUCCGGAUGUCAGAUCCAGAGAGGGGGCAAACCACUCUGAAUUUCCAUCAUAAAGGUGAUGAAGGAGAAGAUGAAGAGUGAGUGCCUUAGCAAUGCACAGCACCUGAUCAGUUUGUUCAUAUUGUUAUGUAUCUGUUUAAUAUGUACAGUAGUUCCAACAUAUUCUUAUGUCCUGUUGGAGUUAAUGAAAUCUAAGUCUUUGUAAUUCUCCUCAUGUACUUGUGCCUUUCUUUCCUAUUGCAGUUCCCAAGAUUUAAACACAGAUAAAAUUGCAUUUUAUUGCUGGAAGUGUCCAAAACUAUUUUGGUGAACUGCAGCAGUAAACAUAUUGUGUUGCACUAGCAGCUCCUCUUAACUGAAGCUGCUGUUUUGCUCUUGCAAAGAAUGGAAUAGAAAUAUAUUUUGAAGAGUUAUAAAAAAUUUUUCUUAUUUUUUUAUUCUUUAAGUAUGACAAAGUAAGGUAACAAAAUAAAGCUUAGAUAAUAUUUUGGAACUUUUUGAUACAAUAAAACAGUUUCAGCAAAAACAAAA